UAGUAGGUAGCCAAGAAGAGAAGGAGAAGGAUGUUGCAGAGAGCUGCAAGCAAUGCUUACUCAUGGUGGUGGGCAAGCAACAUCCGGUCCAGCCAGUCCAAAUGGCUUGAUAGCAGUCUCCAAGAAAUGGAGGAAAAGGUGAAACGAAUGCUGAAAAUCAUCGAUGAAGAUGCCGAUUCUUUCGCAAAGAGGGCCGAAAUGUACUAUAAGAAGAGACCAGAGUUGAUGAACUUUGUUGAAGACACCUACAAGGCUUACAGAGCAUUGGCCGAAAGAUACGACCGGAUUUCGGGGGAGUUGCACAAGGCUAAUCACACCAUAGCAACUGCAUUUCCUGAUCAAGUUCAAUUUUCGAUUGAAAACGACGAUGAUAAUGAUGGUUUGCCGAGAGCUAUCACAUCGAUUGAUUCAAGUAACAUAGUUCACAAAUCACAUGUAGAAAUCCACAACAACAGGCAUGAGAAGCCGGUCGAUAAAAAUACGAAAAAUCUGAGAGUUGCUUCUCAGAUCAGCAAAGAGAAUGCUCAGGAGGAGAUUGACAGGCUUCAGAAAGAGAUACUGGUUCUUCAAACUCAGAAGGAGUUUGUCAAAAGCUCUUAUGAAAGUGGAGUUGCUAAAUUCUGGGAAAUUGAGAAACAGAUUGGAGAGAUGCAGGAAGAAGUAUGUUUCUUGCAGGAUCAUUUCAGUGCAAGUUCGGUUAUCGAAGAUGACGAAGCCAGAGCUUUGAUGGCGGCGGCGGCCCUUAAAUCUUGCCAAGAUACAUUGGUUAAUUUGCAGGAACAGCAGAACAGAUUGAAGGAAGAGGCGAGAAUAGAAUCGGAAAGAAUCAAGAAUGCCGAUGCAAAGUUGAGAGCUCUCAAAGGACAGAUGAUGGAUAACUCUGAUGAAAUUACAAGCAUGGAAGAACAAGUUCCGGAUUUGAAACCAGAGAGACUUGAGUUGCAGUUAAUUUGUGAUAAAGUCAAGACACAUUUUGAAAAGAACUCUGAAGCGUCCGUUGGGGAGUUAGCAGGGAAGAUCGAUCAGCUUGUCGAUAAAGUCAUUGGUUUGGAACUUACAGUUUCAUCACAGAAUGUCGAAAUAAGGAAACUGCAAUCAGAAGUCGAUGAGCUUCAGAAGCACAUGCAGUGUCUGGAAAUGGAGAAAAAGACUCUGACUGAUAACUCAAACAGUUCGAUCGAAAGGUUGAAUCAAGCUGAAGAGAUGCUGCAGAGAAUUAAGGAGCUCGAGAAAUGUGUCAAGGAUGCGAAAAACGUCCUCAGUUCUCACUACAUUGAAGCCUGCCAUAGCCUCAAUGAUCUUUCUGAAAAAUUACAGUGUUCUGAAUGUCAAGAGAGCAAGAGUUCCUGUCUCAGUUCUGCAGAAAUUCCUGAUGACAAGGAUUCAUGCUCUCUAGACACAGACAAAAAUGUUAAAUUCUCUGACGACUCAAGAAAUUUGAGGAAUGACACGGAUGAUGACAGAUUCAAAGAUAAUGUUUCAUCACAAGCAGUAGAUAUAAUUCAAUCGAACGACGCACAUGAUGAUACUGAAGAUGACCUUUGGAAUUUGCAGCUAUUACUGUCAAAAGGUCUCGAGGAUAGAGAAAAGGUCUUAUUGGCUGAGUACACCGGAAUCCUUCGAAACAACAAAGACAUCAAGAAGAAGCUCUCUGAAGUAGAGAAGAAAUACCAAGAUUAUCAGAGCGAGAUAAUUGUACAAGUAAAGGAGUUGAAGAGUUCUAAUGCCAUGAAAGACGAAGAGAUUAGACUGCUAAGGGAGAAGUUGAUCUUACUGCAAGAUUGUUCCAAUGAGAGCAAAAAUGCAACUCUAGCAAAUGGGGGAAACCCGUUUCUCGGCAAGCUUGAAAGCAUGUCAACCUUCUCCAAAUUUAGAUCAAGGAGUACUAAACAGCAAGACUCAGCAGAUACAGCAAACUUAAAUGUAGAAGAAAUCAAUUCAUGUCGUAUUGGAGAACCACCUGCUGUUUCUGAAAUUGAAGAGAAGUUCAGAAGGGACAUUGAUUGUGUUCUAGAAGAGAACUUAGAGUUCUGGUUACGAUUCAGCACGACAUUUCAUCAUGCGCAGACAUUGCAGACUAGAUUUGAUGAUCUUCAAGCUGAGAUUGUGAAGCAGAAAAAUAUCAAGACACAACCAGACAGCAACGAUGGAAGCUCCGCAGACCAAUCACAAAUAUCUGGGUCCAAGCCCCCAUUCGAAAAUCGGCUGAGAGAACUAAAGACCGACGUUCAAGUAUGGUUAGAACAAAAUGCCAUGUUAAAAGGUGAACUAAAGCAGAGAUUCUCUUCUCUUUGUGAAAUUCAAGAUGAGAUAUCAAGAGUUUUGAAGGAGAGUUCAGAAGGCGGCGAAGUUCAAUUCACUCAAUAUCAAGCUGCAAAGUUUCAAGGAGAGGUGUUGAACAUGCAACAGGAGAAUAACAAGGUAUCAGAUGAACUACAAGCAGGGCAAGAUCAUGUGAGGGCGCUUCAGGUUGAAAUUGAAAAGAUUUUAUCUAAGUUGCAAGAGAAGUUUGAACUAUCAGGACCGAGGAGCAGCCACCACAGUCACCCUUUCCGGCAUUUCUCAAGUAAGGCUAAGAUACCAUUGAGGUCAUUCCUUUAUGGUGUCAAACCUAAGAAGCCGUCCAUAUUUGCUUGCGUGAGUCCUGCAUUGCAGAAACAGUACAGUGAUCUGCAAGCCGGACUCCCGACAUAAAAAUUAGAUCACAGUAUCCUGGUGAGCAAUGAACAUUUGCAAGAUAAUUCAUCAAUGGGGGAUUGCAGGCAUGGUGAUUGAUUUCUCAUAUGUGAACUUCCAAG
Dioscorea cayenensis subsp. rotundata (Guinea yam) is the source of this 2798-nucleotide messenger RNA. RefSeq names its product protein NETWORKED 2A-like. NCBI's taxonomy places the organism in Eukaryota, Viridiplantae, Streptophyta, Magnoliopsida, Dioscoreales, Dioscoreaceae. Gene Ontology annotation, molecular function: actin binding. The record is from RefSeq and is a predicted model, not a curated record.